AAGAACCAAAUGAUGACCACCAAUGUUUGGGUGAAACAGGAGUGGAACGAUUACAAACUCCGAUGGAAUCCAGAAGAAUACGACAACGUCACGUCCAUCCGCAUCCCGUCUGAGCUCAUCUGGAGGCCGGACAUCGUCCUCUACAAUAACGCUGAUGGAGAUUUUGCGGUGACCCAUUUGACCAAGGCCCACCUCUUCCACGAUGGCAGGAUUAAGUGGACACCCCCCGCCAUUUAUAAAAGCUCCUGCAGCAUAGAUGUCACUUUCUUCCCCUUUGACCAGCAGAACUGCACUAUGAAAUUUGGCUCCUGGACCUAUGAUAAAGCUAAGAUUGACCUGAUAAGCAUGGCCAGUAACGUGGACCAAAUGGACUACUGGGAGAGCGGAGAGUGGGUCAUCGUGAAUGCUGUGGGCACCUACAACAUCAAGAAGUAUGAGUGCUGCACAGAGAUCUACCCAGACAUCACUUACUCCUUCAUCAUCCGAAGGUUGCCUCUCUUCUACACCAUCAACCUCAUCAUUCCCUGUCUGCUCAUUUCCUGUCUGACUGUCCUGGUCUUCUACUUGCCCUCAGAGUGUGGCGAAAAGAUCACGCUCUGCAUCUCGGUCCUACUCUCCCUCACAGUCUUCCUCCUCCUCAUAACAGAGAUCAUCCCAUCUACUUCUCUGGUAAUCCCACUAAUCGGAGAAUACCUGCUCUUCACCAUGAUCUUCGUCACCCUCUCCAUCAUCAUCACCGUCUUCGUGCUUAACGUGCAUCACCGCUCUCCCCGCACACACACCAUGCCGCACUGGGUCCGAAGGGUCUUCCUGGACCUGGUACCACGAAUCCUCUUCAUGAAGCGCCCAUCCACUGUAAAACAAAACUGCAAGAAGCUCAUAGAGAUGAUGCACAGGAGACGUAACUCACCAGUCUACUGGCCCAGAAUGGAGUCCCCUCGACCGUCCCCUGACACAGUCCGUAACAACCCAGAUGUUCUGGCCACCUCAACGUCCUCAACCCUGGGUCUUCCCCUGGACAGUCACACUGUGCCCAGGACACCACUGCUAUGUGCAUCUCCCUCCAGCCAGUACUCAGUCCUCCUGGAGGAGCCUCCAAAAGUCCCCGUGCACCACCUCCCACUGGAGGUGCCCCCCAAGCUGCGUUCGCUGAGUGUCCAGUACCCCGGUGAUGAGCGGGAUCCCCCCCAGGGCUCCGCACUGUGCCGCUCCAGGAGCAUCCAAUACUGCUGCCUCAGGGAUGACUGCUCGCACAGCAAUGGCCGGGGCAGUUCCAGGCCCAGCCGGUCCACCUCCUUGAUGGAGACGUCCUGCAGCAUCCAGACCCUCUGCAGGUGCCAGGGACCGCUUGAAUUAUCCGUGCCAUCCACCAGGCCCGUCACAGAAACCGGGAUCAAGGAGCAACCGCUCCUGGUGAUGUCCCCAUCCAUGAAACUAGCCAUUGAGGGCAUUCAGUAUAUCGCAGACCACCUGAGAGCUGAGGAUGCAGACUUUUCUGUGAAAGAAGACUGGAAGUACGUGGCGAUGGUCAUAGACAGGAUAUUCCUGUGGAUGUUUAUAUUGGUAUGUGUUCUGGGAACAGUGGGACUUUUCCUGCCUCCUUGGUUGGCUGGGAUGAUUUAGAGCGAUAGAACAAUCCAGAACUACAGAAGAUGAAUUAAUCCCAGCAACUCUUCUGAAAGACAAACAUAUCAGACAUAAAUAGUUGUCUGUACUUGAUUGAAGUUUAGCUUUGCUUCGAUGUUACCUGUAAAUCCAACGUUUUUGCACAUUUUUACUCAUUCUGGUUAGUGCCCCGUCCUGCCAUGGAAACACAGCAUUCCUCUUGGCAUUUCAUUUCCCAAAAGGUAUUUUUCCAAUGAUUCCUGAAUGCUAUAAAUGGCACUUUUUUCCCUUAUGGUGAAAAAUGAUCACCUGAAACCAUAAUUUUAUUGCUUUUCUUAGAUGACUUGAUUUCAUAUAUAAUUGAGCAUUGGCAGCAUUUUAUCAGAAGUGUAAUUUCUUCCUUUUGGCUCUGUACAGAAAAAUAGCAAAAGAAAAACUAGCCUGGCUGUAUAUAUGAACAAAUUGGUUGGCUUUAGUUUAUUGUACUACUGAAAGUACAGUAUUUACAGCCAUGUCAUGUAAAAAGAAAUAAAAAAGGUUAGGAAAUAAAUGAAUGCCUCAUCAACAAACACAUUAUCACCAUAAUUAGAAUAGGCUAUUACACAUUUUAUCGCCUCAUAUACAUAUCAGAAUCCUGACAACCCAAUUAAACACAAACUAAUAAUUUCUGCAAUAUGCAUAAUAAGUAUUGUGACCCAAUGUACUGUGAGAUGUGUACAGAAGAGUUGCACAGACCUACAAUCAUUGCAUUCAUCUAUCCGUCUUUCUGUACACUGUACGCAGUGUUUUCCACACUGUGUAUCUAAUGCAGAGUCACUGUGGGCCUGUGCCGGGUAGCAUUGUGUUCCAGGCAGUCUAUACGUGAAAGUACAGACUGCCCACUGCCCAUCCCAGGAUUUAUUGCAUUCAUUUUCAUUCUCUUUACUGUCAAUUUACAAAGUGCAAUAAACAUCAAAUAAGCUACUUGUAUAGCCUG
Molecule: messenger RNA, 2581 nt
Organism: Paramormyrops kingsleyae
Lineage: Eukaryota; Metazoa; Chordata; Actinopteri; Osteoglossiformes; Mormyridae
Source: RefSeq, a predicted model, not a curated record